Molecule: messenger RNA, 1770 nt
Organism: Triticum turgidum subsp. durum (durum wheat)
Lineage: Eukaryota; Viridiplantae; Streptophyta; Magnoliopsida; Poales; Poaceae
Source: the annotation of a GenBank genome assembly
AUGGAAGCCGUGCACGGCAUACAGUCUCUGGCUUCCGGAGACGGCCAUCAUCACAUUUCCCGGACCCUUGGGCCGGCGCUGCUGAUCUCCGUCGGGUAUAUUGAUCUUGGCAAGUGGGUGGCGACGGUCGACGCCGGGACUCGGUUCGGGUACGACCUCGUGCUGCUGGUGCUCCUUUUCAACUUCUCCUCGGUUCUGUAUCAGUAUAUGUCCACCUGCAUCGGCAUGGUCACCGAGAAGAAUCUUGCACAGAUCUCCGACCAGGAGUACAGUCGGUUUAUAUGUGUCGGCCUUGGUGUCCAGGCAGGAUUGUCUUUGCUUACUUCAGAACUAACCAUGAUUUCAGGUAUAGCAGUUGGAUUCAACCUUGUAUUUGAUCACGAUGAUCUCAUCACGGGCAUUAUUUUUGCAUGCGUUGUAAUCAAUCUGCUGCCAUUUCUUUUGUCCUCUCGGGACAAGAGGAUGUCUGGAACGUUAAAUGCCUGCAUAGCGGGCUUUACGAUUCUCUGUUUUGUGCUUGGUUUGUUAAUCAGUCAACCAGAGAUACCUCUCCAUGUGAAUGUGAUGUUCCCCAAGUUGAGUGGUGAAAGUGCUUACUCACUGAUGGCACUUAUGGGUGCAAACAUAAUAUCACACAAUUUUUAUGUUCACUCAUCAGUUGUUCAGGUUCAGAGGAGGUCUCAUGUUCUUACCCUUCGUACCCUGUUUCAUGACCACCUUUUUUCUAUACUAUUCAUUUCUACUGGAGUUUUUCUUGUGAACUAUGUUCUGUUGAGCUCAGCAGCAUCGGAAUCUAGUCACAAUGUGAUCCACUCCUUUCACGAUGCUGUAGAUCUGAUGAACCAGAUAUUUACGAAUCCCAUGGCUCCACUUGUGUUACUAGCGGUUCUUCUCUUUUCGAGUCACAUUAUUUCAUUGACAUCUGUCAUCGCCAGUCAUGCGGUCAUGGAGAAUCUCUUUGGUGCAAACCUGUCUCUUUAUGCACAUCAUGUGCUACUCAAGGUUCUUGCCAUGGUUCCCACCAUGUACUGUGCAAAAGUAGCAGGCUCUGAAGGGAUAUAUCAGUUACUCAUUCUGUGUCCGGUAAUCCAGGGCAUGACCCUGCCCUCCUCUACCAUUCCUGUUUUCCGUAUCGCCUCAUCAAGGUCAAUAAUGGGCAACAACAGGAUAUCUUUAUACGUUGAGAUACUAGCCUUCCUUGCAUUUCUUCUUAUGUUGUUUACAAAUAUCAUCUUCGCGGCGGAAAUCCUGUUCGGUGACAGCAGCUGGACAAACAACCUGAAAGGGAACACCGAAAGCCCUGUCAUAAUUCACCAUACUGUACUAAUUCUAAUGUCCUGUGCAUCUAUUGCUUUUACACUCUUCCUGGCUGUGACUCCACUAAAAUCAGCCAGCAGUGAAGCUCAAACCCAGGAGUGGUCUGUGCACUCUCCGAGAGAAGCACCGGACACUACUCAUCACAGAGAAGAUACUUAUCCGGAAUAUAUCGCACACGAAGAAAUUCAAAGGUAUUCUAUUGAUGCUGUUCCAAGGGAUUCAUUGGAAAGUCAUCAGAAAUCAGCUUUGGGGCAUACUGACAGUUCUGAAACCACUGCAGAAUCCGAUAACGGGACCCAACAAUCAACUGCUCAUAUGGCGACCAUUCCUGAGGCCGACCCCGUAACGUCCAGCAACCUUGAGGAGUCAAAAUCAGUUGUUAGUGCUGGCUUUACAGAGUCAACUCCGAAGGUCUCUACUGCCACUGUGGUAGAACAAAGUUUCAACAGAUAA